AUGACAUAUCCGCAAACUUCAAAUCAAAAUCAAAAUAAGUCCAUGUUCCACGCCACAUUUCUUGAUGGCUUUCGUGGUUUGGCAGCUUUAAGCGUUCUUUGGGCUCACAGCCAGGCCAUGUAUCCACGUUUGGAUUUUAACACAUUCGACUAUAUGGGAUUUUAUGGUGUAAUCAUGUUCUUUGUACUUUCCGCUUUUUUACUUACUUUUCGGUCGCUUUUGGAUUGGGAAAAGUAUUACGAAAAAAGAGAAGAAGAAAAAAAGGCUGAUUCAGUUGUUGUAAAUAGUGAUCAUUUUGAAAAUUUUGUGGACCUUGAAACAAACUUAUCAAACAUUCCACUCUUGUCAUCGACGAAUUCUGAUAAAAUUGUAAUUAACAGUUUUGUGAGCAAAAUUCAUAUCUUUUUGACUGGAUCAAUAUGUGCAAUUUGGUAUAGAGAAAUAAUUCGACUUGGAUUGUUGCCAUUGAGUUUAGAAGAAGAAAAGAAUAUUUUGGCUGAUAAUUUAAAUAAUAUACCUACGCUUAUAAGACCGAGUUUUGUUCAAUUAAUUAUUGGCAAAUUACCAAGUCGACAUCAGUUUGCAAGAUGGUUUUUUGAUCUUGGAUGUUAUUUCUUAGUUUUCAUUAAACUUUGUACAUUGCCUCAUCCAGCUGAAAUAGUUUUUGGUUUACCUCGUUCUUAUGAUAUGUUUUUAGAAAGAAAAAAACUUGGUGGCUUGCUCGACGCAAUAAUGAUUCUUUUUGGGCUCCUCUCACGCAAUGGCUCUUUUGCAAAAGCACUUUCUUGUAACUUUUUACGUUUGUGUGGACAAAUUUCAUUUAGUAUUUAUUUAUUACAUCCACUUGGAAUGAAAUUGGUGAAUGAAUGUGUGCCCUCAAUUGGAUACCAUGCAGCAAAUCAAGAAUCAGACGCAAUUGAUAAGGGUAAUGUGAUAUUGGAUGCG
Molecule: messenger RNA, 945 nt
Organism: Racocetra fulgida
Lineage: Eukaryota; Fungi; Glomeromycota; Glomeromycetes; Diversisporales; Gigasporaceae
Source: the annotation of a GenBank genome assembly